Messenger RNA from Chionomys nivalis (European snow vole), 2700 nucleotides. RefSeq names its product GTPase IMAP family member 6-like. The record is from RefSeq and is a predicted model, not a curated record. Gene Ontology annotation, molecular function: GTP binding. Gene Ontology annotation, cellular component: cytosol. Lineage: Eukaryota; Metazoa; Chordata; Mammalia; Rodentia; Cricetidae.
ACAGCGAGCUGCUCUUUGAAGGGCCGUUCUUGAGCUCAGAGCAUACUGAGCUGAUGAAACAUGGCUUGAAAGAUGGAUCGGCUUUACAGGGGAGCAGAGUCCAUUGGCUCCUAUACUGCGGAAACCUUUUCCUGGCUGUUCUGUUAUCUACAAAAGAUCUUCAUCUCAGCCCCACCAGGAGAGCCAGAAAUUUCAUGGGCUUGCAAUACCACAGGAGACAGGAAACCGCAUUCUUGCCUGUCAGCCAGCCCCAAUGUGGAAGAAGAAGAAUGUGAACUCGGUCCCCAGAAGGACCCCACAAGGCAGUCGCCCCUGGACUCCGAUCAAGGGCUGACAAAAGGUCUGAAGGAGAAAAAGCUCACCCCAAAGAAACUGCAGCUCCUUCUGGUGGGGAAAACAGGAAGUGGGAAAAGUGCAACAGGAAACAGCAUCCUUGGCAGGCAAGUAUUUGAGUCCAAAAUCAGCGCUAGACCAGUGACCUUGACCUUCCAGAAAGGGAGUAGAGAGUGGGAUGGAAAGGAGGUUGAGGUGAUCGACACCCCAGACAUUUUGUCACCUCAGUAUCAGCCUGAGGUGGUAGCUGAGAAGAUCUGUGAAGUCUUGGCCUCUCCAGGGCCCCAUGUGGUGCUCCUGGUGAUACAGGUGGGCCGGUACACGGCAGAAGACCAGCAAGCUGCCAGGCGCCUCCAGGAGAUCUUUGGAGAAGGGAUCCUGGCUUACACCAUCCUGGUGUUCACUCGGAAGGAGGACCUGGCUGGGGGUUCCGUGGAGGAAUAUGUUCAAGAGAACAACAAUAAGAGCCUGGAUGAUCUGCAUGUUGCAUGUGAGAGGCGACACUGUGGCUUCAACAACAGGGCACAAGGGGAUGAGCGGAAGGCCCAACUGGAGGACCUUAAGGAGAAAAUCGAAUUGGUCUUGUGGGAAAACGAGGGCCACUGUUACACCACAAAACUUCCAAAUGUUCCCAGCAAAGCAGUUUAACCACAGAGCAAGGCUCUGAGGAGGAAUCCCUCGAGGAGUCCUGGCUGAAAGGCUGUCCCAGAUCCUGAUGGCUUCCGAGAGACCUGUAGGUUCCUGAUAGGGAGGGCAUCCUGACAACUGGAGGAUGACCACACGCAGGAGGGUCUUAGUUAGUGUUCUCUUGCUGUGAAGAGACACCAUGACCACACGCAGGAGCGUCUUAGUUAGUGUUCUCUUGCUGUGAAGAGACACCAUGACCAUGGCAACUCCUAUAAAAGAAAGCAUUUAUUGGGACUGACUUAGAGUUUCAGAGUCUUAGUCCAUUAUCAUCAUGGCUGGGAACAUGGCGGGAAGCAUGGAAGCAGGCAGCAGACAUAGAGCUGGAGAAGUAGCUGGGAGUUUGCAUCCAGAUCCACAGACAGCAGUUUGAGGGAGACUCUGGGUUUGGAAUGGGCUUUUUGAAACCUCAAAACCCACUCCCAGUGACAGACUUCCUCCAACAAGGCCACACCUCCUAAGCCUUAAAAACAGUGCCACCCCCUGGUGACCAAGCACUCAAAUCUAUGAGCCCAUGGUGGUCAUUCUCAUUCAAACACCACAAGGACAUUCCAUCAGCAGCUGUACCCUGUGUCCAGCCCUUGUUAUCUGCUCCUUCUGUCUCCAAAGAGAACUUUCCAGUCCUUAGGUCAGACUGUCAAGUGUGGCAGUGGGUGAGGCCUCAGUUCAGGGAACCCAGCUACAUUCUGUGACCAGCUAUGUCAUUUCUUUCUGACACAUGGGUCCUCCUUACACUUAGCCCAUAGCACAGCACCCUAACAGGGGACUUUAUGUCCCACUGAUAGCACAUUUUUAUGUUCUGUAUCUAAUCUCUGAUACAACCAAAGCUCUUUGCCAUUGCCUGACUCUUUCUUUCAUGUAAGUUGCACAGCUGCCUAGCCAAGGUCAUCAGGGUUGAAUCAAUCCAGGGACAUCCAUGGAUCAAAUGGUUAUAUAUUUCUUAAGUUUCAUCCUUGUCCAUAAAGGGGGACAGACAUUAUGAUUACAAGAGGCCUGCCCUGUGUAAUGGGUAGAAAUGAUAACAAGACAGACUAGAGAGGCCCAGACCAUCAGUUAGGGUUUUCUUCCACGAUGUAAGGUGUUUUCAUAGGCUGUGCGCUAUAACCGUGUUCUAAGCACUGAUGUAAGGUGUUUUCAUAGGCUGUGCUCUAGAACUGUGUUCUAAGCACUGAUGUACUUCCAUUGGCUGUGCUCUAUAGCCGUGUUCUAAGCACAGAUGUAUUUCCAAGCUUUUGAGAGACUUUGCUGCAAUGACCACAUGUGCACCGUGACUAAUUUUGAACCAUUUAUGUCCUUCCUGGGAUGAGGGAGCAGCUAGUGCCUCUUCCAUCUUUUGCAAGCUAAGAACAGUUGGACCAAAUGUCUGCAAGCAGACCACCGUGCAAGUGCAAACCUUUCAACAGAUCCAAAGGCAGACAGGACAUGGCAGAGACUCCAAGGAGUCAGAAAUCUGAGGGUGCCAACCCAGAAACCUUGCCUGUGUGCUGUCUCCCUGGGCUUCUCCAUAGGCUCCCAAUAAAGUCAUGUUCCGUGGGUACCGCUCGCCUCUUUGUGAUUUUUGUCUAACUUGGGAAAAGAACCUUGAACUGAUUGGUAAGCACAGAGGCUCUGAUAUGCAUGGCAAGAUAUAUCCUGGGCUAUGGAAGAAUAUGAAGAGGAACUUAAAGAGAGGCUAAAUCAAUA